AAGGGGGGCGUCGCCCCUCCAGGCCCAGUCCGCCUUGGGCCCCGACGAGGGGGCUGCUCCUUCCAGCUCCGCUCUCGGGGGAAAAGGGGGGUGGAAUUGGGGUCGCCCCCCAAAAAACAAACCCUUUCGAUCACUGUUUGUGGGGAUCUAGAUCUGAGUCCAUUGGAGGAGCUUGUGUUGCACGUGUGUGUGUGUGUGUGUGAGAGAGAGAGAGAGGUGGGUUUUUUCCCCGUAAUUGCAAGGUGGUUGUUUUUGUUUUGGUUAUGUAUUUCGUGGUUUUGGUUUUACUCCGUGGACCGCCGUCAGACCUCCGGGUAGAGGGCGGUAUAUAAAUUCAAUAAAUAAUAAUAAUGAUGAUGAUGAAAUGGUAAAGAAAAGGUAAUAAUGAUAAUGACGAUAAUGAUAAAAGGUAAGAAAAAUAAAAGGUAAAGAAAAGUUAGUAAUAAUAGUAAUAAUGGUAAAGAAAAGAUGAUAAUAAUGAUGAUGAUGAUACACGUCAGUUGAUGCUGCUGCCUGUCAGUGUCGUGUUGGGGCUCUCCUUUAAGGCCUGCUGGAAUGUAACUUAUGGUAGAUAUUCCCUUCAAACACAUCCGUUCACAUUCGUUUGCUCCAGGAAAGAGCUGUGACUGGAAAUUGGAGAAAAACACCAAAGUCUUGCAAGACCUUAAACAUGGGACAGCUUCAUUAUGGGAGAAUCCCUUGCAGAACAGAGCCCAAUCAGACGCAUAGUGCACCCUGAACUAUAUGCGCAAAAAAAUGUGUACGUACCAUGUUGCUGUUGGUGGUGGGAGUUAAGAGUGGGACCACAAGGCCGCAAAAUGCAAUAGGCAGCGGUAGGUCUGUGACACAGAGAUGCAUCUCCUGUGUCCAAGAGCUGCUGUUGCCUCUGUCUUCAUAGCAGCUGUGCACUUGCUGGCUUAGAACAGCCCUUCCUGCAUCUGAAAAGUAGCUCUUGUCCUUUGAAACUUUUAUUACAGAAGGCCUGUUGGUUUUUAAGGUGUCGCAAGACGUAUGAGUGUGUGUGCCUGUUAACUGAAGACUUCUCCCUGAUGACACAGUUUGGCCAGAGAACAAACGCCUUCCCAUCAGAUGUCAAGGAAAUAAACAACUAUCUGACUUUUAGAAGACAUUUGAAGGCAGCCCUGUUUAGGGAAGCUUUUAAUGUUUGAUUCUAUUUUUAAUAUUCCAUUGGGAGCUGCCCAGAGUGGCUAGGGACACCCAGCCAGGUGGGCGGAGUAUAAAUAAAUAAAUAAAUUACUACUACUACUACCACUACAAAGUAAAGAGUUGAGAAAAUCAAGGGUUGUCAAUGAGGUGUUGUUGUUUUUGUUGGGUAGGGUAAGCAAAAUAGCGCAAAUGGUGGUAAAACCUCUGCAGUGUGUCGACAUGAGUGGCAGAUUUUCUUACCUGGGUCUGAUAUAAAGCAGCACGUAAUUACUGGCGCUAAAUUCCAGGUGCUCAUCAAACUUUGCUUAAAUGACACACACGAAAAUAUCAAUGGCUUAACGUAAUACUCUUCUGUCUGAUUUUGUCCGCACACAAAAAACAGGUGGGGGUGGUGUUGUGUAACAAACACAUUUUUCCGGGGUAUUAAAAAAAAAACUCAUUUUACAAGCUUAAGGCUGCAGAGGAAAACCAGAAAAUACAGCCGUGUUCCACACCUGAAACCUGGUGCUCUAAAGGCAGUACUGUAUAGAAGUAGUAAGCCCCCAGGGGGACGUAUGCUGUCUGGUCAGUGAUGUUGCCAGGACUUUAGAGCAGGCAGAAAAGAAAGACUGCUUCAUACCUGAAGUACACAAAAGUGCUUAGAAGACAAGAGGCCGCCACUAGAAGUAGGUUGUUUCUGUAUCCUUCAGAGCCAAGGACAAAAGAAAAACUUGUGCAGCCUUUAGGGAUGGUUAGAGGUUUCAACAUUAGACUCAAGGGGCAAAUCCACAAGUGAUUUACCUGUACAUAGCCUGUUGCAGAUGAACGCAACCGAGUUCUUUAUUUCUUAAUACAGCGUGUAAACCGUUUUCUUAUUGAUUUGCUUUUCUGGUUCUCUUCCUCUCUCAUUGGCACAGGUUUUUGAAAGAAUUCAAUUUCAAAAUUGUAAAUUUUUCGAGGUGUCUGUGGAUAGCUCAGUCAGUAGAGCAGGAGACUCUUAAUCUCAGGGUCAUGGGUUUGAGUUCCACGUCAGGCAAAGGUUUCCAACUCCACAAUCCUAUGAUUCUGUGAAAUUCUUUGGAUACAUUUAUAAACCCCGAAUACAUGAUGUUAAUGGGGAAGUUUAAAGUGGACUUCUCGCCUUUGCUGCUUUUGAUUGAACACCCCGCCCUCCCCCCCUUCAGCAAUAUGGGCUGGGCAGUGAACACAGCUAAUCUGCUUCCAGAGAAUGCAGAUUCUGGUGCUUUCCUCUGUACAUUCCCACUUCUGGCUUUAUGUUUUAGCAUUAACUGAUAGAAAUAGUGUGGCUGUUUCUUUAAGAUGAAGAACUGUUAAAAGUUGAUGAUGUCUUUUGAACCUUGGAAUCUGUGCUUAACACGCUGGAUUGGAAUUCGAACCCUUUGUCCCAAGACUGAUUCAAGGCAACCCUAUGCAUGUUUACUUGAAUGUAAGUCUUAUUUAGACUUAUUUAGAAUUGCAUUGUUUUGUGUGUGUGAGAAAAACCAAAACAAUAUCUAAAAUUAUUUAUUGUGUCUUUCAUCUUUGUGCAGAGAAUGCUAUGAGGAAUUUACAGUAACGUCUCUUGGGACUAAUUUGUCUGGAAAUGCUUCUCUUUAAAGUUGCUUUGACACUAGAAAACGCCCGCUGCAAAACGGCUUGAGUUUACAAGGUGAUGGGCUCAGAGAACAGCGCUUUAAAGCGUGAUGCGUUGCAAGAGCCUCCAUUUACUUUACCCUCUGGAGUCAAUAUUUACCCAGCGGUACUGCAGCGUGGCAAACUUGCUUCUGUGUUUGUGUACAAGAGAGAAAAUGAAGACAAUGUUAACAAAGCUGCCAAGCACCUGAAAACUUUACGCCACCCUUGCCUCCUGCGCUUCCUUUCUUGUACUGUGGAAACAGAUGGGAUCCACCUGGUUACAGAGCGCGUUCAGCCACUGGAGAAAGUACUGGAGACCCUCUCUUCUCCAGAGAUAUGUGCUGGUAUCUAUGAUGUUUUGCAGGCGCUUGUCUUCCUCCAUGAUAGGGGACACCUGACACACAACAAUGUUUGCCUAUCUUCUGUAUUUGUGAGUGAAGAUGGGCACUGGAAACUAGGAGGCAUGGAAACUGUCUGCAACCAGAGUGAAGCAACAGCAGAGUUCCUGCAUAGUAUCAAGACAAUACGGGAGAAGACUGGCAUUCCCCCUGAAGAACUGUCUGAAGACUUCCAACUUCUUCCUGACGGCCAAGGGCAUUCCCGCGAUGCCUACUCGUUUGGUGUAAUGGUUGAAAACCUGCUGACUUUUUUAAAUGAAGAGGUUUCAGAGGAUGUUAUAUCAAGCUUUCACGACACCUUACGGUCUACUUUGCUGAACCCAGAUUUUAUGGGCCGCUCUCCGCUGUCCAGUUUAUUGUUGCAUGAAUUCUUCAGAAAUGAUUUCCUGGAAGUUGUGAGCUUUCUGAACAGUCUAACGCUGAAAACGGAAGAGGAGAAAACUGAAUUUUUCAAAUUCCUGCUGGACAGAGUGGCUGGCUUGUCAGAAAAGUUGAUCGCUUUGCGGUUGGUACCCCUGUUGCUCAAUCAGCUUGUGUUUGCUGAGCCAGUAGCUGUCAAGAGUUUCCUUCCCCAUCUCCUUGGUCCAAGAAAAGAUAAAGUGGGCGAGAGCCAAAUCAAUGGCCUGCUGUCUCCAGCUGUGUUCCAGGCGCACGUCAGCCCCGCGUUGCUGAAACUGUUUGAGGUGCAUGAAGAGCAUGUUCGGAUGGUGUUGCUGUCUCACCUAGAUGCCUAUGCGGAGCUGUUCACGCAGAAAGAGCUGAAAAAUGUAAUAUUGCCACAGGUUUUACUGGGGCUGCGAGAUACCAGCGACUCUCUGGUGGCUGCAACGCUGCAAAGCUUAGGCGUCCUGGUUUCACUGCUCGGACCAGAAGUUGUCGUGGGAGGCGACAGGACAAAGAUCUUCAAAAGCUCGGCACCAAGCUUCACGAAAACCACAGACUUUUCCCCAGAAGACUCUCCUAAUCAUGUAGUAAGUUGCCAGAGAAGGCUGAUUUAUCAGCCCUUGCAGAAGAAUAACUCUAUGUUUCUCAAGUGCCCAAGCUCUGGGAAUCUUCCCUUCAGUAGCAGGAACCAUGUGCCAAGGCAAGAUUCUAAUGUCGCCUUAAGGGAAGGAGAACAAGACUCUCUGCACUCAAGCAAUGUUCCUGGUGGAUUAAAUAUAUUGAGGAAUGGUGGAAAUUACCAGCAUGCAGUUGAGAAGAUAGGAGAGGAAUGGCCAGACUGGAGCGAGUGUGAAAAGCCAGAGGCUGACAAAAGUGUAGUAGAGAGCCAAAGGAAAGAGUUUUGUGUCAACAGCAGCCCCUGUCUUGCCGGUCAUGAUGUAGACGGCAAAUCUUGGGACGGUGCAGCUGAUAGCUUUAAACUCCCCUCAGGAAAAAGCCUCACUGCUGUAGGGUUAAAUGAUAUCGCAGAGCUGCAGCUGCCUCCAACUAUGUUUGAGAUCAGAAAAGAAUUCAGAACUCUCAAAUGUAAUCCAUCUCCGGGACCCAGCACCAAUAGUGGCAGCUACGGCCACAGGGACCACCAGGAAGACAAAAUCGGUUUGCCCAAAGCAGCACUUUUAGAGAAGCCUCCCAAGUUGGAAUGUGGUUUAGGGGAGGAGUAUAUGAUCCAGGUGAAGAGGAAAGAGUCGCAUGACACAGAGCUGGACUGGUUUGCUGACAUGGUCCCGGACAUCAAACCUCCGUCAGCACUACUGAUUCUGCCAGAGCUAGGGCCCCAUCCUGUCAUUCAGAACAACUUUAACACAGUCUCUGGCAGCGAAUGCGAUGCACAGUUCUCUUCUAAAUUUGCAGCAGCUGAAAUUACAGAGGUGGAUGUUGGCUGGGAACAAGAUGAGCUGAACUGGGAAGAUGAUGCCAACUGGUGACAGAUAAAAGACAUUGAGCUGUGUUCUAAGUUAGAUAGCUGCUUCUGCAAUGCCCUGGACAAAUCUUGCCCCUCCAAAGGCACCAAGGCCUCACAGGUAUCUUCAAAGUCCGUUCAGGUGCUUGCCUUUUCCACCUGCAGCAUUUAGGCCACAAUGACAAUUCAUGCAGCCAGCCCUGUGCGCUUGGAAAGAGGGAUAGGCUGUGUGGUCUGAUAUAUUUUUCCACCAACCAUUACUGUUUAUGGAAAACUAGGAAAAAUAAAUGGACAAUUCACUGGUUAAAUGCUUGUGUAAGCUAUUUUUUAUGAGAAAUCUAGACUUUAAAAGUGCUUACAUUGAUUCAACAGGUAGAGGUGCGAGAGAUUCUAGGCUGUCUUUUACAAAGCUAUGUUUUUGUACCGUGUGAGAAGCUGUGAACUUAAAUUAGGGGAGAGUAGCAUCACAGCAAAAAUUAGUUCUCACAGUUUAGUUUCCAUUACAUGUUUGUAAUGCUCUUGGUAACCAAAAGAGGCAGGCUGAAGUCAAAGGAAAUGGCAUAGAAAAAAUGUAUUUUAAUUCUGUGUUCAAUUACUUAAAGCUUCGCUCAGUAUCUUCACUCUUCAAGCCAAUAAGACCCUGUAAACCUUUACAAACCGACUAUACAACAUGCUUACUCUAAAAUUACCACUGGGCUGCACUUUGUUUCUUUGGCUUUGAGCUGUGAAUCUGGUGGGACUGCAGUCUGCAGUACUGAAGUCACGCAAAAGGUUGCAUUAAAUUAUCAACUUGUGCUGUU
Messenger RNA from Zootoca vivipara (common lizard), 5825 nucleotides. NCBI's taxonomy places the organism in Eukaryota, Metazoa, Chordata, Lepidosauria, Squamata, Lacertidae. The record is from RefSeq and is a predicted model, not a curated record.